Molecule: messenger RNA, 1229 nt
Organism: Episyrphus balteatus (marmalade hoverfly)
Lineage: Eukaryota; Metazoa; Arthropoda; Insecta; Diptera; Syrphidae
Product: mitochondrial amidoxime reducing component 2-like
Exons: 4
Coding region: 108-1112 (334 amino acids)
Molecular function (GO): catalytic activity; pyridoxal phosphate binding; molybdenum ion binding
Source: RefSeq, a predicted model, not a curated record
UUCUGUUUUCUUCAUAAAACAACUUUCGUAUCAACAACUUAUUUAGUUUUCAUCAUUUUUAUCAGUCUGAAAUCAGAAUUCGCUGGGGAAGGUAGGAAUAGCGUAAAAUGACAAACUCCAGGAUUUUAACUAGCAUCGGAAUUGGAGUUGGUGUAUCAGUAUUAUCAGCUCUAUCCUAUUUCUACUACAAACGCUCAAAAAAAGAAGUCAUUCCAACGAAAUGGAAAAAAGUUGGCAUUAUUGAUAAAUUAUAUUUUAUUCCAAUAAAGUCAUGUGGUCCGAUUGAACUUGAUGAAGCUGUUUGUGAGAAUCUUGGCGUUCGAAAAGAUGAUAUCAAAGAUCGUGCUUUAAUGGUAAUUGAAGAAAAUGGACAAGUAAUUACUGCUCGAACUUAUCCACAAAUGUUCAAAAUAAUUCCCAAAAUUUUAAGUCGCUCUGAAUUGUUGCUUACUGCACCGGGAAUGGAAGAUCUUCGAUUUGAUUAUUCGACUUUAGAUACAAGUUCGAAAACUAGCUAUAUCAAAGGCUUUUUAUAUGGUUUCUACGCUGACGUAUUGGAAUGUGGAGAGGUUUAUAAUAAAUGGUUUUCGGAGUAUAUUUUAGGAAAACCUGAGGGUUUACGUUUAGUUUAUUAUCCACAUGAAAUUGCAACAAGACCAAUUGGUAGAUUCUAUAAAGAAGGCAUUUAUACUAAACAAGAUACUGGUACAUUCCAAGAUAUGUCAAGUUAUCAUCUGAUUAAUAAUGUUUCGGUCGAUGAUUUGAAUACACGUUUAAAUCCAACUGACAAGGUGCCUUUAUUGCAAUUUAGGGCAAAUUUCUAUAUCAAAAACACCGGUCAAGCCUACGAUGAAGACCAUUGGCAAUGGGUUAAAAUUGGUAAUGAAGUUGUCUUUCGUAAUAUUGGACCUUGUUAUCGAUGCAUUGUGCCAAAUGUUAAUCCUUAUACAUCAGAACGUCAUCCUAAUGGUGAACCAUUGAAAACUUUGAAAAAAUAUCGAGUGAUUCCUGGAUCUAAAUUUGAUUCUCCUGGAAUGGGUAUACAGCUAGGUUUGAGAGUUGGCGGUAAUGUGAAACAAGGAGAUAGUGUUUAUGCUCAAAUCAGUUCUUAAUAUUCAAUGCAUUCUUUUUUUUAAAUGAAAAAGCAAUGUGUUCGAAUUUCUUUUUCUUUUUUACAAAAAACUGUAUAAAAGUUCUUGUAAGUAAUCAUCAAAUCGAGAGACUAAGCA